AUGGAGUGUCAAGUGGAGGAAGAGGUGCUUAUAUUAAAUGGUUUUAAGAUACGCGUUGGAAUGAUGGGCAGGGCAAGGCCAUGUGGCGAGGCAAAGUUAACUUCAAGCCGACUGACGUAUAACGACGGCGGUGGCUCCAGGUCUAUCUCCAUGUGUUCCAUCCGGCAAUGUAAAUUGAAGAGAUGUGGAAUGCAGCGUUUUAUCAAAAUUACGUGCAUCGAUGUCACUUAUUAUGUAACAUGCGAAGGUGAUCUCGAAAACUUUUAUAAGGAGCUGAAAAAUGUCUUAAAUAUGCAUGACACGUGCAACGUUAUAGGACGCCCGGAUUGCAUCGGCGGAUUGUCUCGCGUUGUUCAAAUGAAAAACGAGAGGGUGGAAGAUGCGGAUAUCUUACGUCACAAUGUGAUGGCUGACUUUACAACGCUCAAAAAAAAAUCACAAAAAAUUCGCGAAAUGGCGCGCCACAUACAUCCCGGACAGCGUACGCUGUCAAAAACCUUCGAAGCUUUAAAUUUGCACAUUUUCGAGUCUGACAAAAGUGUUGGCGAGUACAAUGAUACAAAAGAGAUUCUAAUAAAUCUAAUGAAGGACCAUGACUUCAUUCUCCUGCAGGACCUUUUUUGCUUGGUAAACCGGAUGAGAGUUUGCAACCUAUUGACGGCGAAAGAAGUGCGGGCACAAGUGGAAAUGCUUCAGGAAGAUGGUUCAUGCAAAAUUGUUGAUAUUCAAGGUGUUGCCACCGUUGUUGCAGCGGAUGCUUCCCGGUGUCUUGAAAGUGUAGCACAACUGGUUGCGUCGGGUCCCGUAACACCUCUUCAACUUGCAGAAGCCCAAAGUAUCUCUGUAUCUCUGGCAGAAUACAAGUUAGUGUAUGCGGAACUUGAGGGUGUCGUGACUCGCGACGACGGGGAUUGUCAAGUCCGAUAUUACCGCAACCCAUUUAUGAGCUGGCCGUUUAUCGACCUAGACGUGUUGUCGUAUGACGUAUACAAAGUCUAG
Babesia sp. Xinjiang is the source of this 999-nucleotide messenger RNA. RefSeq lists its product as uncharacterized. Gene Ontology annotation, biological process: protein transport to vacuole involved in ubiquitin-dependent protein catabolic process via the multivesicular body sorting pathway. The transcript has a single exon. The record is from RefSeq and is a predicted model, not a curated record. Gene Ontology annotation, cellular component: ESCRT II complex; late endosome membrane. Gene Ontology annotation, molecular function: ubiquitin binding. Lineage: Eukaryota; Apicomplexa; Aconoidasida; Piroplasmida; Babesiidae. The coding region runs from base 1 to 999 and encodes 332 amino acids.